Molecule: messenger RNA, 1276 nt
Organism: Myodes glareolus (Bank vole)
Lineage: Eukaryota; Metazoa; Chordata; Mammalia; Rodentia; Cricetidae
Source: RefSeq, a predicted model, not a curated record
AUGAGUGCCCCGCUCCUCUACUUCUCCACCUCCUCUGGUGCCUUGGCCCUAGUGAAGUUGCUGCUGCCGCUACUGAUGGUGCAACUCUGGGGAUUCCGUAAUUCUCCCACUGUUCACGAUCCAGCUGCGCCCCCUGCAGACCAAUCGGCCGCGCAGGCGCUAUUGCUUCCGGGAAACGCCACGCAGGUGGACCUUGAGACGUCUAGCGUCCCGUGCACGCGUGGCUCACAACCCUGGCAGGUCUCCCUCUUCCAUAACCUCCAGUUCCAAUGCGCGGGUGUCCUCGUCGACCGGAACUGGGUGCUCACGGCCGCACACUGCUGGAGAAAGAAGCCACUGAGGGCUCGAAUUGGGGAUGAUCACCUGCUGCUUUUCCAGAAGGAACAGCUUCGGUCCACAAAUUCCCCCGUUUUCCACCCCAAGUACCAGCCUUGCUCAGGCCCGGUCCUGCCACACCGCUCAGAUGAGCAUGACCUCAUGCUGCUGAAGCUGAGGAGUCCUGUCGUGAUAACGCCGAACGUGCAUCCGGUGCAACUGCCCUUCCAGUGCGCCCAGCCAGGGCAGGAGUGCCAGGUCGCGGGCUGGGGGACCACAGCCUCCCGCAGAGUGAAGUACAACAAGAGCCUGACGUGCUCCAGGGUAACUCUCCUUAGCCGGAAGCAGUGUGAGGUCUUCUACCCGGGCGUAAUCACCAACAACAUGAUUUGUGCCGGGCUGGACAGAAACCAGGACUCUUGCCAGAGUGACUCUGGUGGCCCUCUGGUGUGUGACAACACCCUGCAUGGCAUCCUCUCAUGGGGCAUUUACCCCUGUGGUGCUACCCCGCACCCGGCCGUCUACACCGAUGUCUGCAAAUACAUGCCCUGGAUCCGGAGAGUCAUUAGUUCCACGUGACCAGCCUCUCACACCCGUCUUCCUCGCCCCUUUCCUCCUGCCAUGCCCACUCACGCCUUUGAGCAUGCAUCCUCUCCCCUCACCCGUCGCCCACUCCUGUCUCUGCUCACAAGUUCAGAAAAUGAUGGCUGAGAAACUUCUAGUACCUCAAGGAAGCUGACAGUCUCCAGUCUCUGAGAGUUAUCAGAGUCAUCCAGCUGGGCUUCCUCUACCUCCCUCUUCUGUGUGACUGGGGCAAGCCUGGUGCUUUCUCUGUGCCUUGGUUUCCUUGUCUAAAAAAUGGGGGCAAUGAAUUGUCUACCUCUUACAUAUGUGUGUAGAGACUAUGAUGGAAGGUGCAUGUAUGGAAUUUUAUGGUAAUUGUCUUGGAGAUGUAGACACA